AUGCCGAGGGAGUGCUAUGUAUUCGCUCAUCUUGCCCAGCCCAUCGCGGAUGCAGGUCUGCGAGGUCUGGCCCAUAAAGCAGCAUGUGUGCCCGUUCUACCGACAUACCCCCUUGCCUUCGAACCCAACUCGUUCUCGCUUAACAUGCCGAUGCUCGCUGAUCCGUCUACCAAAUAUGCGCCCUACAAUCCGGUUCUCUUCCCAGUCGGCUACGAACGCCGAUGGCCAAAGAACCGCACGACCGCCGCACCCAUCUGGCUUUCGACAGAUCUUCGAGACGGCAAUCAAGCUCUAAUCAAUCCUAUGAAUCAUAAGACCAAGUUGGAGCUCUUCAGACUUCUCGUUAGGAUUGGAUUCAAGGAGAUCGAAGCCGCCUAUCCUUCUGCUUCCGAGGCAGAAUUCGCGUUCGUUCGUUCGCUCAUCGAGAACAAGGAAGUGCCUGAUGAUGUCACCCUUCAGGUGAUUACUCCUGCGAGGUCUGAUCUCAUCGAGAGAUCCAUCGCGUCGUUAGCUGGCGCGAAGAAAGCUACCAUCCAUCUAUAUAACGCUGUUUCCCCACUCUUCCGCGAGGUCGUCUUCCGAAACUCCGAAGAACAGACUAUUGAUCUAACGCUCAACGCGGUGCGACUCAUAAAGAAGCUUACUGAGGAAGAGACUAUGCACUCGGGGACCAAAUUUCGCUUGAAUUAUUGCCUCGAGACUUUUUCCCAGACAGAGCCAGAAUUUGCUGUCCAGCUGGGUAACCGAGUGCUCGAGGCUUGGGGCAAAGCCGGUCCAGGCGACAACAAAGUCAUUUUCAAUCUGGCUGCAACAGUAGAAUGCGCGCCGUCCAAUCAUUACGCAGAUAUGGUCGAGUACUUCAGUACUCACAUCACUCAUCGUGAACAUGUGAUAUUAAGCAUCCAUCCACACAACGACAGAGGCACUGCCGUGGCUGCAGCUGAGCUUGCUUUGCUCGCUGGAGGCGAUCGUGUAGAAGGCUGCUUGCUUGGAAACGGCGAACGGACGGGGAACGUUGAUCUUAUCAGCCUCGCACUCAACCUCUAUUCGCAGGGUGUGUCGCCUAACUUGGACUUUUCCAAUCUUUCCGAGAUAGUCGAAGUCGUGUGCCGCGCAAACGAGAUGUCCACGCCCAAGCGCUAUCCCUACGCAGGCGCCCUCGUCUUCACAGCGCUCGCUGGUACCCAUCAGGACGCUAUCAAGAAGGGUCUGGAUGCCCAGCGCCGCCGAUGGGAGUUGGUGGAUCGUACAGGCGAGGGAAAUAAGUUCUGGGCGGUCCCAUAUAUCCCUCUUGACCCUAGGGAUCUCGGUUACGGUUACGAGAACCUCAUCCGCGUCAGCAGCCAAAGCGGCAAAGCAGGUGCGGCCUACAUAAUCAAGGAGACCUUGGGCCUCGAGAUUCCCCGCAGGAUGCAGGUUGCCUUCUACAAGAUCGUGCAGAGUGAGAGCGAGCGUUCGGAACGCGAGAUGACCGCCGCACUUGUCGUGGAUGCUUUCAAACGCUCUUUCGGAUUUGAUGUAAAUUCUCAUGCUCGCCUCCUUCUGCGGUCAUCUCAACUACGCCCACUGUCACCAUCCACCUCUUCAACCUCCGACGGCUUUGAGGACAUCCUCGAGUCUCCUUCCGAUGAAGACGGGCUCGUUCACCUAGAGGCUCAUAUCGAUGUCGAUGGCAAAGCGCGGCUCAUCCAAGGACAAGGACGUGGCUCCAUCGAAGCUCUCAUAGAUGCUCUGCGUUUGUAUCUAGGAGUCACCUUCAGUGUCUACGAGGCCUCCGUCCAGUCUACCGAGUCCAAAGACAUCGCAGUCUUUCUCGAGGUCUCGGAAGCCGCUUCUGAAGCGAAGGUUUGGGGCGUUGGGGUGUCUAAGGAUAUCUUCGAGAGUAGAUGCCGAGCACUGCUUAGCGCUGCGAACAUCAUUGUCAACGAUGACAGAGUGUUUCACCAGCCCAAACUGGUAUUUACUCCCCGCACGGCGCCCGGAUACAAACUAUCUCGCGACGGGUACUUCCUCGACAUGUAUGCCGGGAGAUCGACGCCGCUUGAGCAAGUCGGUGAAGUCGGGGUUAAAGUUGAGGUGCUGAGCGUUGCGGCUCUCUAGAUUUUGUUUCGUCUGAAUUCCGCUUCUUAUCAUCUCGGUCGAUGUUUCGACCUAUAGACAUGAAUGGCUCUCGAUUAUCCGGCUAUGUAUGUAUGUCAUUAUGCCUCGGGUUGUGUUUCUCGUGUAGUUGUAACGCGAUAGCAAGCGCG
Messenger RNA from Heterobasidion irregulare TC 32-1, 2249 nucleotides. RefSeq lists its product as uncharacterized. Gene Ontology annotation, biological process: L-leucine biosynthetic process. Gene Ontology annotation, molecular function: 2-isopropylmalate synthase activity. Bases 1 to 2100 code for a protein of 699 amino acids. Lineage: Eukaryota; Fungi; Basidiomycota; Agaricomycetes; Russulales; Bondarzewiaceae. The record is from RefSeq and is a predicted model, not a curated record. Gene Ontology annotation, cellular component: mitochondrion. The transcript is spliced from 7 exons.